Clupea harengus (Atlantic herring) is the source of this 2649-nucleotide messenger RNA. RefSeq names its product putative nuclease HARBI1. The record is from RefSeq and is a predicted model, not a curated record. Bases 634 to 1947 code for a protein of 437 amino acids. NCBI's taxonomy places the organism in Eukaryota, Metazoa, Chordata, Actinopteri, Clupeiformes, Clupeidae. The transcript has 2 exons.
UGAAUCUGUGCGACGUGUUUCUAUGGUGACAGCAAAAUCAAUGUUUGCCUGCUGACUCACUGUCAAUGUUUAAUUUCAAUCGUGCAAAGUGCAAAGUGUUAUUUUAUAUAAUUUUAUAAUGCAACGUUAAUAUAUGUUGUGGGUCACGUAGCUAGCUAUGCUAUUUGACCAACUCAGUAUAGAUUUCUCUUGGAUUGAGACGCUUGCCUUCAUUUCAGUUUAGCAGAACUGUGGCAGCGAUAGGUUCGGUUCUGUGGGGGAGCAGGUCUGUUAUAUCCUAGCUACUUGAUUUUGUGCGUAGCUAUUGUUAGCUACAAAUCGUUACGGGAUUUUUGUUACAACCCUAGUGCUAGAUUAGCUCCAGCUAGCUCCAGUUUCGUUGUGACACUGGCAGACAUGGCCAGCCCUCUUUCCCACCCCCUUAUGACACAUCAGGAAGUCAUCACGAGUAUGGUUAGCGAAUUCUCUGGCAAUAACCAUAACAAAUGUAGCCAGACUGGUGUGGUCUGCUGUGAGCCGAGGCCGAGUUUAGCUUUUUAUCUGAUAGCUAUCUAUCUAGCGACAGCCAUGUAUCUGACUGUAUUUUAACUUUGGUAAACGUUACUUGCCACGUUAGGUCACUCGGCUGUAAAAAUGGAGGACAACAAUGCACCGAAAUCCCUUUUGUUUAUGCUAACCUAUUUGCUCAUGAAACGCCGAAGAGAUCUCAACAGCGUGGAUGUUGAGAGACGGGUCGAAAUCCAGAGGCGAAUCAGGCACAGACAGAACUUUUUGCAGAGGCAGAAGAGGACCCUGAUGAUGCUCCUGGCUCAGAGCACUCAGGGUUGUUCCUGUCCAAUCCCCACACGCGUUUGGACCAACACAGAGAGCACUGAUUGGUGGGAGCGUGUGGUCAUGCGUGAGUUCCAGCCUGCGGAUUGGUUGGAGAAGUUUCGUAUGAGUAAGGAAACUUUCUUCUUUCUGUGUGGCAAGCUGAAACUCCGGCUGACCCGCCAGGACACCCGUCUGCGCCCAGCGUUGCCCCUGGAGAAGCGUGUGGCUGUGGCUCUUUGGCGCCUGGCCACCAAUGUUGAGUACCGCACCAUCAGUGAGCUGUUUGGAGUGGGCCGCUCCACAGUCUGCAAGUGUGUGAGGGAGGUCUGCCAUGCCAUUGUGGUGCUGCUGAAGCCUCUGUACCUGUGCCCGCCCAGUGAGCAGGAGCUUGAGGAUGCUGCUAGGCUCUUCCAGACACGCUGGGGCUUUCCGCACUGUGUGGGUGUUCUGGGCAGCCUUCAUGUGCCCAUCAUCGCCCCCUCAAGCAACACAGACAGCUACUGGAACUCCCAGGGCUGGCUGUCUGUGGUCAUGCAGGCUGCCGUCAAUGGCCUGGGGCACUUCUGGGACGUCUGUGCAGGUUUUCCUGGGGGCACAGAGCACGCAGCCAUCCUGCAGAAUUCCACACUCUGGGCACAGGCUUGUGAAGGUGGUCUCGCACCAAACCCCCCCAGGAACUUCAUGGGAAGGCCACUUGGGUACCUGAUGCUGGGGGACGAUGGGUACCCCUUGCGGAGCUGGCUACUCAAAUGCUACCCGGAGUCCCUGCAGAUAACCGUCCACCAGCAGACAUUCAACCGGAGGCUGAUGCGGGCACACAGUGUCCUUGAUGUGGCACUUUUGCGCUUGAGGGCACGCUGGCAGUGCCUCCACAAGCGCAAUGACUGUGGGCUGGAUGUGGUGCCCACCAUGGUGCUGGCCUGUUGCAUACUGCACAACAUGUGCGAGGUGCAUGGGGAUCUGUUUGUUGAGGAGUGGGUAGAGGCGGUGAAGCAUGGGGAGUGUCCUCAGCCCACAGACACACUGUCCCCCUCAGUGGGGGAGGAGGAGGAGGAGGAGGAGGGAGAGGAGGUGCGCGGACUCUACUGUGAGUACUUUCAGCAGCGGGAGCAAGAACAUUCCCAGCCGAACUAAGAGCUAAGAACUAAGAACUAAGAACUCAGAACUAAGAACUAACUCUCCAUUUGAGAGAACAGAGCAGCUGACCAGUCCAUUAUAGAGCUUAAAAGAAAGACAUAUUAUUUUCAGGUGAUUUCAGCUGAAAACAGCUGGUCUUUACUUCUGUAGAAACUCAGACAUUUCACCGUAUGCUACUCUAUUGUAGUUCCAUUGACAUUUUGCUAGCGUUUUAGGCCUGUGUAUUCUUGAGCUCAAAUAUCAAUAACAGCCCUUUGCCAGGUUUGAGGACUGACCUUUAAAGAAAAGAUAAAAUUGUAAAACAAUGGAACACUGAACGGGGAUGUUAUGUAUGUGAUUUCAUGCACUAUCUGAUGUGUUCUACGUAUAGCGCCACUGUAUGGUUACUGCGGAGUCUAGUAUUGGUUCAUAUAACACAUGUGCAUUGAUAUGUAAUGAGAUUCACGUCCCAUGAUGAGUGAUGAGCAGUGGUACAGGAGGUAGAGAAGUCGUUUAGUAAUCAGAAGGUUGCCAGUUCGAUUCCCUGUCGAAGCGUGUUUGAGCAAGACACUGAACUCCUGAUGUGCAGUGUGCCAUCAGUGUAAAUGUAAAAUGUGUAUACAUCCUUGUAAGUCGCUUUGGAUAAAGGCGUCUGCUAAAUGACUAAAUGUAAAUGUAAGUUCAGUAAAAGAGAGCGACAUGCUCAAGUUAACAAGCAAA